AUGGGUUGGUUCAGAGUGGGGUUUAGGGUGAUUUCUGCGCUUUGCUUGGUGGUCUGUGUGGGUGGGAUUGGUGCUAACUGGGGGACGCAGGCGAGCCACCCUCUACCACCACAGACAGUGGUUCAAAUGCUCAAGAACAAUGGGUUUCAGAAGGUGAAGCUGUUUGAUGCUGGUGAGGGGACAAUGAGUGCACUGAGAAAGAGUGGGUUGGAGGUGAUGGUUGGCAUCCCUAAUGACAUGCUUGCAAUGCUGGCCACCAGCAUGAAAGCAGCACAGAACUGGGUAUCCAGGAAUGUCUCUGAACACAUCUAUGGUAGAGUGCACAUCAGUUACCUGAAGAAUUGCUCUGUCAAAAGGUAUGUCGCAGUUGGAAAUGAACCUUUCUCGGAAACAGACAAUGGGAGCUUUCUGCAAACUACAUUCCCAGCCCUCCAAAACAUUCAAGGAGCUCUCAUCAAGGCUGGUCUGAGUAGCCAGGUCAAAGUCACUAUCCCUCUCAAUGCUGAUGUUUACCGAUCAUCAAGUGGCAGACCAUCCGAUGGGGAUUUCCGAGCUGACAUCCAUGAUCUCGUGCUUUCUAUCGUGAAGUUCCUUAGCGACAAUGCAGCUCCCUUCACUGUCAACAUUUACCUGUUCAUCAGCCUCUACGGUGAUCCAAACUUUCCAGUGGAUUAUGCUUUCUUUGAGGGAAAGUCUGUGCCUGUUAUUGACGGUACAACUAACUACACCAACAUGUUCGACGCAAACCAUGAUACUCUCAUUUGGGCCCUGAAGAAGAAUGGAUACCGAGAUCUCCCUAUAAUUGUUGGUGAGAUUGGCUGGCCAACUGAUGGUGAUAUGAAUGCAAACACUCAGUAUGCUCAACGAUUUAAUCAGGGAUUCAUGAACCACAUCUUGAUCAAUGAGGAUGAAAAGAGCAUCCUUUUCAGCUUGAUCAAUGAGGAUGAAAUUUCAAGCGGCACAGAAUGUUCAGUAAUCUCGACAAGAAAUGGUGCGUCCUCAAGCCUUCAGUCAGCCAGCCUCGACGAUUCAAGGAUCGCUCCAAGUGCAAGCUAUGCUUGUGCCAAUGCUGACUGCACGAGCCUUGGUGAUCUGGAUGUACGAGGCAACGUUAAAUAUGCAUUCAAUAGCUACUACCAGAAGAAUGACCAAGACAGAAAGAAACAAAUAUCAGCAAUACCAAAUUACCAAACAAGACGGUGACAAUGAGAAUUAAGUUUCCAGAGACAGAAACAACUGUGUUCAUUAUGCUACUUUUAAUAUCAGCAAUAAUGUUGUGCAGAUGUUUUGCGAGUGAUGAUUAGUUCACAAGUACAUGACAGAGGCUUGAGAUAACCUCACAGCUAAUAUAUGUUCAUGCGCUAAGAUAGGUAGAUUCUUCUGUACGUUGUAAUACAGACAUUAGGAUACUAACAACGUACAAGGAUUUAACUGCAGCAAGAAAAGAGAUCAACAUCGGCAAGAUACCGUUAACAAGGGACGCACCAUCUACUGCCAAGGCUGCAGUAGAAAUUUAUC
Messenger RNA from Musa acuminata AAA Group (dessert banana), 1518 nucleotides. Its product is annotated as glucan endo-1,3-beta-glucosidase 6-like. Gene Ontology annotation, cellular component: plasma membrane. Lineage: Eukaryota; Viridiplantae; Streptophyta; Magnoliopsida; Zingiberales; Musaceae. The record is from RefSeq and is a predicted model, not a curated record. The transcript has 2 exons. The coding region runs from base 1 to 1203 and encodes 400 amino acids. Gene Ontology annotation, biological process: carbohydrate metabolic process. Gene Ontology annotation, molecular function: hydrolase activity, hydrolyzing O-glycosyl compounds.